Molecule: messenger RNA, 3158 nt
Organism: Cydia pomonella (codling moth)
Lineage: Eukaryota; Metazoa; Arthropoda; Insecta; Lepidoptera; Tortricidae
Gene: Mnn1
Product: menin
Exons: 6
Coding region: 641-2326 (561 amino acids)
Biological process (GO): negative regulation of cell population proliferation; negative regulation of cell cycle; regulation of transcription by RNA polymerase II
Cellular component (GO): histone methyltransferase complex; chromatin; nucleus
Molecular function (GO): chromatin binding; Y-form DNA binding; transcription cis-regulatory region binding
Source: RefSeq, a predicted model, not a curated record
AUGUACAUAUUUUUUUAAAUCUGAAUGGGUGGAAACGGGGUUGAAUGUUUUUACGACAUUUGCGCGGACGAAGACUAGUAUUUGUUCUUAAGAUGCUUAUGCAGUACUUACUAGUAUCAAGCUCUUAAUUCUUCUUUUCAUAAAUUUGUACUUUUUACGGUAGCGAUUAUUUUGCUUUUCAUGUAGGACGUUGUUCAUUUUUAAAGCAAGGGGUACCUGAUGAAUAAGUUUGUAUUCAUUAAAUACACUUUACACGUUACAGAAGUAGUGUUAGAAUCAAUUAUUAAAACAGAACUUGACUUUUAUUUUGUAUUUUCACCGUAAAUUACUAAAUUUCAGUGUAAAGUAAAUAAACUAGGAUUGACAUCAACAUCACGUUGACAUAUGUCAGAUUAAGUUAAGUAGACUUUACACUCUGUGAUUUCAAUAUUAACAUCUGACAAAAUUAUUACCUGGUUCAGUACUACCAACAUAUCAAAAGCAAUAUACUCUUGCAGACUACAAAUACGAAAAUGCAAGUGAAUGCAUUGCAAUGAAAUAUUUAAUCUGUAGAGGGAAUGCAGGCCGGUGUUUCAUUUGGUUGUUUAUUUAUUUCAAUUAAAAGCGUUUGUAAAACAGUGUAAUAUAAUGCGAAGCAAUAAUGUCCGAAUUAUCACAAUAUAAAAAAAUAUUUCCCAUCGAUAGUAUACAAAAAGUAUACGAAUUAUUUGAAGAGCAACUACGCAGUGACAAUGACCCUGAUUUGGCUCUAUUUUCUAUCAUCGUUGGUGCUGUCGAAAAUAACUUAACUAAUGUUAAGAACUGCGAUAAAGAUGUAAACAUUAUUAACGUGUUGACAAAUAAGCUUGCCAAGAUUAAGUUUCCAUGCGUAGAAUGGGAGGAAGUGAAGGGUCUGCAUGAGCGGUUCGUGUCUUUGAUGCGCAGCGGCGUGGACGCGAAGCUGCUUGCCGGCGAGUAUGCGACCCGCGAGCUGGUGAAGCGGGUGGCCGACGUGGUGUGGAACUCGCUAACGCGCAGCUACUACAAGGACCGCGCGCACUUGCAGUCCAUCUACAGCUUCCUCACUGGGAACAAGCUCGACUGCUUCGGCGUGGCUUUUGCCGUCACCGCGGGUUGCCAAGUGCUGGGCAAGCGGGAUGUGCACCUUGCGCUGUCUGAAGACCAUGCUUGGGUAGUGUUUGGAAAAGACGGGACUGAAACAGCAGAGGUGACAUGGCAUGGAAAAGGCAAUGAAGACAAGAGGGGCCGAUCUGUAGAGGAUGGAAUGUUGGCACGUUCCUGGCUGUAUGUAGCGGGGAAGCCUGUGGUGUGCACCAGACUGAUGGAGCUGGCGGCGCUGGUGUCUUCCAUCAACAUCACACUCACCCCGACCAUUGAUGUUCAUGAAGUGGCACAAAUGCAGCACAGGCUACUCUGGCUUCUUUAUGAAAAUGGAUGCCUAGACAUGUACCCAAUGGCGCUGGGUAACCUCGGUGAUUUGGACGAGUACAUGAAACUUUCAAACUGCUCUGAUCAAUCAGAAAACACACUACCAGAAGACACCUCCAAAAGUGCCUCUCGACCAGACUCUGCUGCCUUAUACACCCAAGCAAUCCGUUCCUCAAGAACACACUAUGAGGACCGGCAUGUGUACCCGUACACGUUUCAGGGAGGGUAUUACCACCGGCAUAAGAUGUACAAGGAAGCGUUUCAUGCUUGGGCGUGUGCGGGUGACGUCAUUCGACAUUACAACUAUUCUCGGGAUGAUGAAGAAAUCUACAAGGAAUUUUCGGAAAUCGCCAACGAGCUAAUACCCCAGUUAAUGAAGGUUGAAAGCUCAGGACAUUCGGCGCGGUCGAUUCUUAAAGAUCCGGAAUGUUUUGCUUCCCUUUUAAGAUUCUACGACGGGAUAUGUAAAUGGGAAGAGGGCAGCCAGACGCCCAUCCUACACAUAGGCUGGGCAAAGCCGCUAGUCAGCACCAUAUCCAAAUUCGACGCAGAAGUCCGAGCGCAGGUCCACAUCAUAUGCAGCCUCGACGACUCCGAGAAAUCCGAGUCCGAAAGCAAAGAGGAGGAGAACAAAUGGAACAACAACUCGGAAAGCGGCGAGCUAUCCGUUCGGGAGCAGCUGACCGCAGCCGUCAACAGCCGACCGCGGGUUACCCUACACAGUCACAAGAUGGCGGCCCUACAGCCGCUGCUGCUCGCCGAGCGGUUGAACACGCAUGCGUUGCAGCUGCAGCUGACCGCGCAGAGCCAGCUGCAGCGGCCGCAGGCGCCGGCCAAGCGGCGCGACGACGACGACGCCAACACCAGCCGCGCCAAGCGCGCCCGCCGCGAGCGCUGAGCGGCCCCCCAUGUGAGUUACGUGGCCUUGGUCUCCGGUUCAUGCUGUAGGUUGCCGUAACCACAUAAUACAUACUACAGUCCCUUUUGUCCGGGUCUACUUAAAACGUAGUCUGACUAAUUCGCGUUAUGCCUAGACCAAUCGAGAAAUAGUCGCCCUGAGACUUAGGCCUAAUGAGUUUUUGUCCAAAUGCGAAUCUGGCACAAGAAGAUUUAGGCCUCUUGUAUUAUUGUCGAAAAACGAAUCUGGCACAGAGAGACUUACACUUAUGUAUUAAGUUUGUAUCCAAAAGCGAAGCGCUUUGCGGGGCUCCUAUUUCUGGGUAGUGUGCCCUCCGGGCAUCUGAAGCUACCUAACGAACCUAACCUACCUAACUAUUAACCUGACUAAUUGUGACUUCCCUGAAAACAUUACACUUUGGAGGGCGACUAGGUAAUUAGGCGUAUCGCGAAAUGGACAAACAACUACUUCAGCUUACUGCGUUUGGGACAUAUUGCGAAAUAGGUAAUAUAAGUAAUAGGUCAAUAGAGAUUUAGACGAAUAGCGAAUUUCAAAUGAAGUUUUGUCAUAACGCGAAUUAGUCAGACUACGUUUUAGGCAGACCCGGACAAAAGGAAAUAGUGCAUACAGCCCUAAAAAUAUUCAUGUCCAUAGGGAUAGGAAUAGUAUAGUACUUACAGCCAUAAAAAUAUUUACAUUCAUAGAUAUUCGAAUAUUUUUAAGGCUAUAAGCACUCUUUUUACGUCAGCUUAAUAAGUUUUGUUAAAGUUUUACUCCCAUAGUUCCGAUCACUGGAUAUAUCGGAGCGGCCGAGGUGCUCAAAAAUAUCUGA